Hirsutella rhossiliensis is the source of this 4800-nucleotide messenger RNA. Its product is annotated as fatty acid synthase subunit alpha. Gene Ontology annotation, cellular component: fatty acid synthase complex. Gene Ontology annotation, biological process: long-chain fatty acid biosynthetic process. Gene Ontology annotation, molecular function: holo-[acyl-carrier-protein] synthase activity; 3-oxoacyl-[acyl-carrier-protein] synthase activity; 3-oxoacyl-[acyl-carrier-protein] reductase (NADPH) activity. The coding region runs from base 1 to 4800 and encodes 1599 amino acids. The transcript has a single exon. Lineage: Eukaryota; Fungi; Ascomycota; Sordariomycetes; Hypocreales; Ophiocordycipitaceae. The record is from RefSeq and is a predicted model, not a curated record.
AUGAGGCUGCACCAGGCCACUUCCGACGCCGACGUGCCAUCUCGGAGAGACGACCAAGUCGCCCGCACACUUCUCAUAGAGCUUCUGGCUCAUCAGUUUUGUUUCCCCGUGCAAUGGAUCGACACCCAACACUUGAUACUGGGCUCCAGGCCAACAGAGCGCAUCGUCGAGAUGGGGCCCGGCAACACUCUUGUCAACAUGGCCAAGCGAACAAUAGCACGCGAGUACGCGCCGCGAGAUACUGCCCAAAACGUCUCGCGACAGUUGCUGAGCUUCCAGCACAACCUUGACAAGAUAUGCUACGACCAAAAGCUGGAAUCGCCCGAGAUUGAGCCCACGACUGUGGCAGCGACUCCUGCGCCUGCAGACCCUGUGGCCGCUGCCCCCCUUCAGUCCUCGGCCGCUCCGCUGUUUGCUGCUGCUCCAGUUGAAAUCCAAGACAAGCCGGCCAGUGCCAUCGAGGUUGCCUCGACCAUCAUCUGUGUUGGCUUGAAGAAGCCGCUAGAUGGAAUCGACCUGGCCAAGUCGAUCAAGGCGCUUUCUGGAGGCCGCUCGACGGUGCAAAACGAGAUCAUCGGAGACCUUGCGGCUGAAUUCGGUGCAAUACCAGAGGCCGCAGAGGACAUGCCCAUUGACCAGCUCUGCUCCAUCUUACAAGAGACGUUUCUUGGAAAGCUGGGCGCAAAGUCGUUAUCCUUGAUCGACAAAAUGAUGUCGCAAAAGUCCCCUGGAACAUUUCAGGAUGCUGGCAUCCGAAAACACCUGAGGCAGCGAUGGGGCUUCGGGCCUGGCCGCCAAGACACCAUCUUGCUCUGGGCGGUGACCUCGCAACCACAGUCUAGGCUCCAGAAUGAAGACGACACCAAGGCCUUUGUCAACGGCAUUGUACACAGGUAUACCAACAAGACAGGUCUUGUUCUGCCUGAUGUAUCAGGCUCGACGGCCCCCGCUGCGGCACAAGUAACCGUCAGCGCCGAAGCCCUUGAGUUUCUGGAAGAUAGGCACAAGACCGUCUUGGAGGAGCAGCUCGGGCUCUAUGCAAAGCUGCUCGGACUCGAUCUCCACGCUCCCGAGGCUGCGCAUGCGGCUCUUGGCCAGCGCAUAUCAGAGCUGCAAGGCCGGUUGGACGAGUGGAACGCCGAACACGGGGAAGCCUACGCAUCUGGCUUGCAGGCCAUCUUCACGCCGCUCAAGGCUCGCGUCUACGACUCAUGGUGGAACUGGGCAAUGCAAGAUCUCCUGGAACUCGUCUCGAUGGCGGCUUCUGCUCAUACGGGCGACCCGGACCCGGCCUUUGACCGCUUGAGACGUAAUGUGCUGCAAAAAACCCAUCCAAGGCUACUAUCGACAAUGCGGCAUUGCGCUGCCACGACCCUGAAUAACAGUGUCGCCAAAGUGCUACGCGAGCUACUACCGGAAUGCGAGGCGUCCAUGGACAAGAAACCAGUGGUUUACCGGGGCAUCCAGUCUAUGGCCCCCGUGACCAUCGUCGAAAGGUCUGGCAAGGUCGUGUAUAGCGAGAGGCCGAGAUCAACGCCUCGAGGCGCGCUUGACAAUGAUGACCAACUGCUCAGACUCGGCCGCAAAAGCAUCCAUGGUUGGGACUACAGUCAUGGGCUUUCGUCCGUAUUGCACCGUGUCCUGGCCGGUGCCAGAACGACAGGGAUCUCCUUGUGCGAAUGCAAUGUGCUCGUAACAGGGGCGGGGGCAGGCUCGAUUGGCUGCGAACUCGUCUCCAAACUGCUCGCGGCUGGUGCCCACGUCGUCGUCACCAGCAGUUCCUACUCACCCAAAGUCACCCGCUUCUACCAGAGCCUGUUUGCUGAGCACGGUAGCAAGGGCUCCAAGCUCGUGCUGGUUCCUUUCAACCAAGGAAGCGUCCGUGAUAUCGAGGCUUUGUUGCAGUACAUAUACGACCAAGACGGUCUAGGUAUGGAUCUCGACUACGUGGUUCCUUUCGCCGCCAUCUCGGAGAACGGGCGAGCCUUGGACAACAUCGACUCACGCAGUGAGCUUGCUCACCGCAUCAUGCUCACAAACACCAUACGCUUGAUGGGGAAAAUAAAGCAGCAGAAACAAGCCCGCGGAAUUACUAUGCGACCAGCCCAGGUGAUUCUUCCCCUGUCGCCCAAUCACGGAACUUUCGGCAGCGACGGUCUCUACGCAGAGUCAAAGCUCGGCCUUGAAGCACUCUUUGAAAAGUUUCACUCAGAAGACUGGGCCGAGUACCUGCUCGUGUGUGGUGCGCUCAUAGGCUGGACGCGAGGAACUGCGUUGAUGUGUGAUAACGACAUGGUGUCCGAGGGCAUUGAAGAAAUGGGCGUGCGGACGUACACUCAGGAUGAGAUGGCGCUCCAUGUCAUGGCAUUGAUGGACCCAGCCAUCGUCACCUUGUGUACUGAUGAGCCGCUGCUUGCUGACUUGAGCGGUGGCAUGGCUCGUGUUGCCGAUUUGAAACAUGUCACCAUGGGAAUACGAGACUCCAUCAACCAACUGAGCGAGGAGAGGCGCGCAACGACACAAGAGGCCGAGUUCGUCGGCUGUCGGAUGAACCUUGAAGCCCAGCUUGAACCUCAAGCCGAUCUGGAGCUCAAAUUUCCAGGUCUGCCUGACUGGAAUACCGACAUCAUGCCGCUCGCUGGACAACUACAAGGCAUGGUUGAUCUUGAUCGCGUCGUCGUCGUCACGGGCUUUGGAGAAGUUGGGCCGUGGGGCAACUCGCGAAUCCGAUGGGACAUGGAGUUGAACGGGUCCCUGUCGUUAGAGUCGUGUAUCGAGCUGGCGUGGACCAUGGGCUUGAUCAAGUCACACUCGGGCACCAUCGACGGACAAGCGUAUUCCGGUUGGAUUGACAAAGAGACGGGCAAGCCCAUCCCCGACCGGGCGAUUCGGGACAAGUACGAGAGUCAUAUGCUCAAACAUUCCGGAAUUCGCUAUGCGGAGCCCAAGCAAAACUCGCCGUCUUGGAAGGGUCUGGAAGCACUCCAUGAAGUCGAGAUUUCGAGAGACCACGACCCCGUCGAGGUCAGCAACGAAACCGCAAUCCAACUCAAGGCAGCUCAUGGCGACAAUCUGCAUAUUGAGGCGACACAAGAUACUGGCCGGUCCAGGAUCGUGCUCAAAAAGGGGGCAAAAAUCAUGAUACCCAAGCUCCUCAACACCCAACACACAGUCGCUGGACAGGUCCCUUUGGGCUGGAACCCGAGUACUUACGGGAUCCCCGAAGAUAUCAUCGCUCAGGUCGACCCGGUGACACUGUAUGCAUUAGUCGCUGCUGCCGAAGCCUUUCUGACUGCAGGAAUCUCGGAUCCGUAUGAGCUUUACGACUAUUUACACAUGAGUGACGUGGCGAAUUGCGUCGGCUCGGGCUUUGGAGGCAUAUCUAGCAUGCGCAACAUGUUCAAGGAGCGAUUUCGAGACCGACCGGCGGCAAGUGACACGCUUGCCGAGUCUUUCAUCAGCUCCGGCAGUGCCUGGAUCAACAUGUUGCUCCUGUCAGCUGCCGGCGCCAACAAGACACCUGUUGGGGCGUGUGCCACUGCCCUCGAGUCUUUGGACACGGCCUUUGACUUGAUCCAGGCGGGUAAAGCCAAGGUCUGCUUGGUGGGCGGCUUCGACGACAUGCUCAAGGAGAUUUCGAACGAGUUUGCCAACCUCAGGGCGACAGUCGACGCAGACGAGGAUGCCGCAAGAGGCCGAGAACCGGCAGAGAUGAGUCGGCCCGCAACCUCAACACGCGACGGCUUCGUCGAGUCAGAAGGUGCAGGAGUUCAAAUUGUUACAUCGGCGAGCGUUGCCCUCCAGAUGGGCCUGCCUAUUCAUUGCGUCGUUGCAUUGACGCGCACAGCCAUGGAUAAAGCCGGUCGAUCCAUUCCUGCCCCUGGCCGGGGACUCAUAGGCGCAGCCGCCCAGAAGCAGGCCAAGUAUGACUCGCCGCUGAUGAGCAUGGCGUACCGUAGGCGGGCACUGAGACUAAGAAUGCAGCAAGCCGCCGAGAUGCGCGAGCUGCACCUGUCAUACAUGGAUGACGACAUUGCUCAGCUGAAGAGGCAGGGUUACGUUUUCGACGACGGCGAGUAUCGCCAACAGCGCCUGGCCAGUAUCGAGAACGACGCCAAGCGAGACCACAAGGAGUCUCUCAAUUUAUAUGGCAAUCAGUUUUGGUACCACGACAGCCGCAUUUCACCGAUUCGUGGGGCCCUUGCCGUCUGGGGGCUGACGGUAGAUGACAUCGACGUCGUUUCCUUUCAUGGCACAUCGACGAAAGCAAAUGAGAGAAACGAAGCAGCCGUAAUCAACGAGCAAUUCAAACAUCUUGGUCGCAAGAAGGGCAAUGUCGUGCCCGUCGUGUGUCAAAAGUCGCUUACCGGCCACCCCAAGGGAGCUGCUGGAGCUUGGAUGCUAGACGGCUGCAUGCAGCUUAUGCACGAUGAACGGAUUCCGGGCAAUCGCAACGCCGAUAACAUCGAGGCCGCGUUGCAAGAAUACGAUUACCUCGUGUUUCCCAACAAGCCCAUCAACAAGACGGAGAUCAGGGCCUUUAUGACGCAAUCAUUUGGCUUUGGCCAGAAAGGCGCCCUGGCUAUCGGGGUGAAUCCCAAGUAUCUCUACGCGACAAUGCAGCAGCAUGAGUUUGCGGCAUAUAGGCAGAAACUCGGGUUGCGCCAAAGAAGGGCGACCCGGGACUUCCAGAAGCGUCUAUUCAACAAUAGUGUGUUUCAAGCAAAGGAGAAGACUCCCUACGCAGCAGGCGAGGCCGUCCGGACUCUUCUGGAUCCAGAGGCAAGGUUUGUAUCCUAG